Chionomys nivalis (European snow vole) is the source of this 459-nucleotide messenger RNA. Its product is annotated as anaphase-promoting complex subunit 16-like. The coding region runs from base 20 to 352 and encodes 110 amino acids. The record is from RefSeq and is a predicted model, not a curated record. Gene Ontology annotation, biological process: protein ubiquitination. NCBI's taxonomy places the organism in Eukaryota, Metazoa, Chordata, Mammalia, Rodentia, Cricetidae. The transcript has a single exon. Gene Ontology annotation, cellular component: anaphase-promoting complex; kinetochore; cytosol.
GAGAAUUCUGCUGGAGGGAAUGGCUGCCUCCUCGUCCUCGUCGUCAGCUGGCGGGGUCAGUGGGAGCUCUGUCACUGGUUCUGGCUUCAGCGUUUCAGACCUUGCCCCGCCGCGGAAAGCUCUAUUCACCUACCCUAAAGGAGCCGGAGAGAUGUUAGAAGACAGCUCUGAGAGGUUCCUCUGUGAGUUGAUGUUUAGCUACCAGGUGGCGUCCACGCUUAAACAGGUGAAGCAUGAUCAGCAAGUUGCUCGGAUGGAAAAACUGGCUGGCUUGGUGGAAGAGCUGGAGGCUGAUGAGUGGCAGUUUAAACCCAUUGAGCAGCUGCUGGGGUUCACGCCCUCUUCGGGUUGAUGUCGCCUACUUGGUCGUUCCUAGGGCACAGCCACCUAGAGAUUCACAGCUGUACUAUGAGCUGCAUGUCUGAAUUCACAUCCUAACUUGGUUCCUCUGAUUCUAUU